AUGCCUCAUCACGGCAACAUUUCGUUCACCCCAGGGGCGACCGGACUUUCCUUGGAACCAAGCCCCGUGACCAAUGAGAUAUCAAAAGACAAAAAUGUCCAUGUCAAGCCCACAGCUAGGAAAUUUGAUCAUCGAUUCAGCGCUGAGGGGUUAUCAUUGGCACCCACUCCGUUGAAAGACACCGUCAAAACGCUUGAUUUUGCCAAGAUGAUACCACUGGGAAAUGGAAGGCCCGCAUCAGAGAUGUUGCCAUGGGAGGAACUCACGAUGCGAGUUGCGAAGCGAGACACGGGUUUAAUGUCCUGCGUGAAGGGCGAAUCUUCCUUCGACCUGGCUGUAGCUUUGGACUAUGGCUGUUCUGGAGGAUCCACCAAGCUCGUCGACUUUUUGACCGAGCAUGUUGAGUCAAUCCAUCACCCACCAUACAGCGACUGGCAAACUUGUCUCUCUAUUGGGAGCACGUCAGCCAUCGAACGAGCUCUUCGCCUCUUUUGCAACCGAGGCGACUGGAUCCUAGUCGAGGAAUAUACCUAUUCUGGGCUCAUCACUGCGGGCAAGACUCUGGGCAUCAAUAUGCUGGCCAUUGAAAUGGAUGACGGUGGUCUUAAUGCCAAUGACCUUGAUGCUAAGCUGAGCGCUUGGGGCCCAGAGAAGGGCAAGAAACCUUUCGUUCUCUACACCGUGCCUUCUGGACAGAACCCGACGGGCAAAACACAGAGCGUCCAGCGCAAAAGACUUAUAUAUGAAGUUGCCGAGAAACAUGAUCUAUAUAUUGUCGAAGACGACCCAUAUUACUUUCUUCAACAUGGGAACUUCUCAAAGGGAACUUCUAACCUCACCGCCAAAGAAUAUCAAACGCAUCUCCCCGCGACAUACCUGUCUCUUGACCUGUCAGGCCGUGUGCUCCGUUUGGAUUCAGCCUCUAAGAUCUUGGCACCUGGACUGAGACUGGGAUGGGUCACUGGGUGUGCUCAGGUCAUAGGGAAAUUCAUUGAGCAAGCUGAUAUGAGCACUCUGGCCGCCAGCGGUCCUAGCCAAGUGAUGGUUCACAAGCUGCUCUGCGAAACUUGGGGUCAUGGCGGCUUCAUGAAUUGGUUGUUUGACCUAUCUUUGCAAUAUCGCAAGCGUCGAGACACUAUGUCUGCAGCCUGUGCGAAAUAUCUUCCGAGUGUUUGCCACUGGACCCUUCCGGCUGUUGGGAUGUUUCUGUGGAUCAAAGUUGAUCACACCCAACUGUCAAGCCGGUCAUCACCCCUUGCACUCGAGGAAAAGAUAUGCGAAGAGCUAGAGGGAAAGGGACUUAUGGUCGGCCGAGGCAGUUGGUUUUGGGUGGGCAGUGAAAGUAUGAAUGAACUUUGCUUUCGGUUGACUUUUGCGGCGGCUCCUCAAGAACGACUCGAGCAGGCAAUCCGCAUUCUGGCAGAGCAGAUUCUCUUGUACACUUAG
This is a messenger RNA of Penicillium canariense, 1446 nucleotides long. RefSeq names its product aminotransferase-like domain-containing protein. Gene Ontology annotation, molecular function: aromatic-amino-acid:2-oxoglutarate transaminase activity; pyridoxal phosphate binding; L-2-aminoadipate:2-oxoglutarate transaminase activity. NCBI's taxonomy places the organism in Eukaryota, Fungi, Ascomycota, Eurotiomycetes, Eurotiales, Aspergillaceae. Gene Ontology annotation, biological process: aromatic amino acid catabolic process; L-tyrosine biosynthetic process. Bases 1 to 1446 code for a protein of 481 amino acids. The transcript has a single exon. The record is from RefSeq and is a predicted model, not a curated record.